Messenger RNA from Suillus subaureus, 1074 nucleotides. RefSeq lists its product as uncharacterized. Lineage: Eukaryota; Fungi; Basidiomycota; Agaricomycetes; Boletales; Suillaceae. Gene Ontology annotation, molecular function: protein binding. The transcript has 8 exons. The record is from RefSeq and is a predicted model, not a curated record. Bases 1 to 1074 code for a protein of 357 amino acids.
AUGGAAUCAGAGACGCCACGCGUUUCAUUCAUCACCAUCGUAGACUUCUCUGAGGAUGCUCGAUGGCUGUUUCUCACCGAAUCAGUCUCCGACCUCCUAGGCUUUGAACCCCGCGAGUUAAUAGGCCGCCCUGCUUUGGAGCUUGUACAUCCAGAUGAGUUUUCUCAAGUAAAGCAGAUGCACUAUGAUACUAUCCGAGAAGACAAAGCCGCUGCUCUCGCAUAUCUCCGAUUGAAACAUAAAGAUCCCUUCAAAGGAUACAUUCUUUGUGCGGUUUCUCGGACUGUCGCGCACAACGUUCUGGUGGGGAGCGUAUCGUUUGCUACACCAGGCGGAAAGGCGCUCCAGAAUAUUUCUACUGCGCAAGAAGUUGAAGUCGUCACACCUUCUGCGAAGAACUUCGAGCUUAGGCGGUGGGGCGACCCGUCACCGAUGACGUCUAGUCCUAGUAUACCCGACCUCACUUCACAGGCUGCCUGCCCUUCCACAGUUAUGGACAGUGCUAGUGACGCGUCAUCAAACCGCAGCCGAGGCAAGAAACCAGCAAUAAUUAGUUUUAAUCCGCUGCCCCCUCAGUCCCCAAGAGCGGCACUCAUCCUUGACCGGUUCUCGAUUCAUUGCACGGUCCUCUACUGUUCCAACGACCUUCUCCUCUCAACUACCAAGGUUUUGGGUCGGAGUUUCUUCGACUUUGUUACUACUCGCACAGAAAAUAGCGUACGCAGCUGGAUUGAUGUCAUUAAAUCAUGGGGUGUCAACGAUCGAGGGCAACCGAGUGAUGGCGGCUUCGGUUUUGGUAAGUUUGGGCUGCUGCUUGCUGGCAGGGAUUCAAGGGGUGAAAAUGAGCAAGAUACGCCGCUAUCGCGGCGCCGACCCGGAGACGCAAGAAUCAACUGCCGAAUGCCGUCAAGCUCACGUUGCGCCUCUCAUUCAUCGCCCGGGACGUCUUCCCGUUCACGACCAUCUUCUUCGAUGUCUUCGUCCACCUCUGAUCAGGAAAUUUCUGUUGACGCUAUUUUCUCCGGGCACUCGGACGGAAUUUUACUGGUACUUCGUCCGACUUCAAAAGUAUGA